AUGAGAUCCUCGACCGUCUGCAGAGGCCCAGACGGGUUGAUUCAGGCAUCAUGGGUGUCUAGUGUUGUUCUACAGAAGGAGCUGGAAGCUUUCAAAGCUCGAGUCAGGGAAACGGAGGAAGAAGCAGAAAAGCUAAAGGAGCUACAGAACGAGGUAGAGAAGCAGAUGACUAUGAGUCCACCUCCAGGCAAUGCUGGCCCAGUGAUCACAUCCACUGAGGAGCAGACGGAAGCGGAUGCCCCUUCCAUCUGUGUUGGCAACGUGGACUACGGUGCAACGGCGGAAGAGCUGGAAGCACACUUUCAUGGCUGUGGUUCAGUUAACCGAGUUACCAUAUUUUGUGACAAAUUUAGUGGCCGUCCCAAAGGGUUUGCAUAUACAGAGUUCUCAAACAGUCAGUGAGGACUUCCCAGGCUUUAGAUGAGUCCCUGUUUAGAGGAA
Messenger RNA from Phyllostomus discolor (pale spear-nosed bat), 441 nucleotides. Its product is annotated as polyadenylate-binding protein 2-like. The record is from RefSeq and is a predicted model, not a curated record. Gene Ontology annotation, molecular function: RNA binding. Bases 1 to 402 code for a protein of 133 amino acids. Lineage: Eukaryota; Metazoa; Chordata; Mammalia; Chiroptera; Phyllostomidae. The transcript has a single exon.